Messenger RNA from Mercurialis annua (annual mercury), 712 nucleotides. RefSeq lists its product as uncharacterized. The record is from RefSeq and is a predicted model, not a curated record. The coding region runs from base 60 to 398 and encodes 112 amino acids. NCBI's taxonomy places the organism in Eukaryota, Viridiplantae, Streptophyta, Magnoliopsida, Malpighiales, Euphorbiaceae. The transcript has 2 exons.
CGAUGCCAGUUCACUUUCUUCUUGAUUUGAAUUAGGUUUUAUACAGGAGGGGCAAAAUUAUGAGCAGUGAAGCUUCGUUAAAUGCUUUGAAGGUUUACAGACAACUUCUCAAAGCUAUUAAGAAACACAUUGGACAGGAACAAGAUUACAAGAAGCAUUUCAAAGACUUUGUAAUGAUUGAGUUCCGAAAGAAUAGCAAUUUGUCGGAGAAUUCGUCAAUUCAGCAGAAAAUUAAGCUUGCUCGAGAUUAUACUUUCUUGCUUAAUAGUGUUCAUCAUCACAAGGAUUUGUUGUUCUCUUACAAUAUUGCCGUUGAUAGAUCAGAUGAAAUGAAAAGAAUACUAGGAAAAUCUGCUGCCAGCGUAGGUCUUCAGCUUCCAGAGGUUUAUAAGUCUUGAUUAUCAAGAGUUAUUUCUCUUUAUUCGAUACCAUUUCAAGGAUGCCGCUUCUGAUGUUCUGAGCACAAGGAAUUUGGUAGGUGUUGAUUUGCCUAAAACUGAGUUUUCACUGAUGGGUUGCCCAUUCUGAUAAAAAUUAAUUGGGUAGCUUUCAUAGUGCCAACGCCUGCAUAUUAUAUGCCCAUUUUGUUUGAAAAUGUAGGUUCUUGAAAUCCAUAAAAAGUAUUUUUGAUACUUGUUAAUUACUCUUUCAUGAUAAAGAUUAUUGAGUUCUUGAUGGGGCAUAUUUUAUAUAUGAAUAUUUCAUCUUUUUA